AUGAAGAUGAUAAAUAUUUUCAACCCCGAAAAUAAUGGCUGGACAUUAGAAGAUAGUAAAUAUGAUUUUCAUUGGUUUGAUGGAGAUCAAUUACCGGGUUUUCUCAGCCACCUGCAUUUAGAUUGCAACAAUAAAAUUUGUAUAAAUGUGCAUGCAUGGUUUGUUUUGGUGUCAGUAGCAUCAAAAGAUCAGUUACAUAAAGACGUACAAAUUCGAUAUAUUAGGUAUGAUUGCAAGUUCCCGACGUUUCGAAUGCUAGAAAACAAUCAUGGUCAUGGGAGAGACCUUUUAUUU
This is a messenger RNA of Brenthis ino (lesser marbled fritillary), 294 nucleotides long. Lineage: Eukaryota; Metazoa; Arthropoda; Insecta; Lepidoptera; Nymphalidae. The record is from the annotation of a GenBank genome assembly.